Messenger RNA from Trichoplax adhaerens, 501 nucleotides. RefSeq lists its product as uncharacterized. The transcript is spliced from 5 exons. Bases 1 to 501 code for a protein of 166 amino acids. The record is from RefSeq and is a predicted model, not a curated record. Gene Ontology annotation, cellular component: cytosol. Gene Ontology annotation, molecular function: RNA binding. NCBI's taxonomy places the organism in Eukaryota, Metazoa, Placozoa, Uniplacotomia, Trichoplacea, Trichoplacidae.
AUGCCAAAAUCGAAAGGAAAAUCACAUAAAGGUAAACGAAGGGUUUAUGCUACCGAACCAGAAGAGCUGAAACCGCAACAAAAUCGUGAUUUACCACCAGGAAGUGAUGAAGAAGAAGAAGAUGAAGAAAGUGGUAAUUCUAGCGGCGAAGAAGGUUCCUCAAAGGCUAAAGGUGUAGAAGGCUUAAUUGAUAUAGAAAAUCCGAAUAGAGCACAAGCUAAAGUGAAAAAAGUUAGUCAGUUAGAUACAGAUGCUGCCCCCAAGGUCGAAUUAUCGAGACGAGAAAGAGAAGAGAUUAAACGCCAACAAGAUCGCAUAAAAUAUGAAAAAUUACGAGCCGAAGGCAAAACAGAAGAAGCUCGUGCUGAUUUAGCCCGCUUAGCUAUAAUUAGGAAGGAAAGAGAGGCAAAGGCUAAGGAGCGUGAAGCAUCGAAAAAGGCAGCUGAAGAAAAGAAGUCAACUACUACGAAAGAUUCUGGUAGGACUACAAGCAAAAAGUAG